AUGAGGACCCUUCCAGUCAGCUUUCUCCUUCUGCUGUCUGUCUGGAGCGUGUGUGUAUGGACUGACAGCGGGAGGAUACGACAGAAGCGUGCAUGGAUCAUUGAUUCAUUUAGUAUUGAGGAAGAACACCCUGGUCCAUUUCCAUACAAACUAGGCAAGAUUGCACUUGAUAGGUCUUAUUUAGUCAAUUUCGUGCUACAUGGUCCUGGUGUGGAUGAAGAUCCAAAGAAUAUUCUCAGCAUUAAAGACACAGGUGAAAUUGUAGUACAUGGAAAGGUGGACUAUGAAAAGGACCCUAAAGUGCUCCGUUUGAAAUUUGAAGCAAUAAAUAAAUCCAAUAAUGAAGUGGAUACAAGGCUUGGGCUUGAGAUCAAAAUAUUGGACAUAAAUGACCAUGCACCAAAAUUUCAAAAGUCAGUCUAUGAAGUGACUGUGGACGAGUCACAUGCUCAAGACCAACACGUACUGACUGUACUGGCAACUGAUGACGAUGAUUCAGAAACAAACAAUGGAACAUUCAGUUUCACAAUAAAGUCUGUCACACCAAAAACAGAUAAUGUUGAAUUUUAUAUUCAGCAGCAAACAGGACCCGGGACAAUUUAUUUUAAGGGUUGUUUGGACUUUGAGAAAGCUCAGAAAUAUACAGUCCUUGUUGAAGCAAAGGACAAAGGGGAAAAGAUACAGUUCUCAAGUACAAGUACACUGAUAAUCAAUAUUUCAGAUAAUAAUAACAAUCUUCCAGAGUUCUCUGGCAAAACAGGACCAGGGAAGGUCAAGGAGAGAGAAACUGGGGUUGAAGUUCUGCGACUGCAAGUAACAGACAAAGACGUCCAUGGUUCAAAAGCUUGGAAAGCCAAAUACACAAUUCACGGAUAUAAAAAAGAGAUAUUCAAAAUAGAAACAGACCCUGUUACGAAUGAAGGGAUUUUAACUGUCGUUAAGCAAAUGGACUACGAGGAGCAAACAUAUCACAAUCUGUCCAUCAGUGUGCAGAACGAAAUUCCUUACUUUUCCUGUAAGAUUAAAAAGCAAGUACCGAAUGCCAUGUGGGAGCUCGACAAAAUACCCCCAAACCCUGACACAAGUGUUGCACACCUCUAUAACAGCAUUCCAGUGACCAUUUAUGUUGAAGAUGUCAACGACCCUCCGGUGUUUAUACCCCCUGUUAAACAUGUUAUGGUUAUGGAGAACAUAGAUGUAGGAACAAGUCUUACAAACUUCACUGCUAAAGACAUGGAUGGAAGCCAUGUAAACACAUUUAUAUUUGUUAAAGGUGAAGAUAUUGAUGGAUGGAUAACUGUUGAUGCAAAGACUGGACAAGUAUCCACGGCUAAAAUUCUGGAUAGAGAGUCGCCAUUUGUUAUAAGCGGCACCUAUAUAGCAACCCUGUAUGCUGUGGAUGAUGGUGUUCCUCCGCUGACAGGCACCGGAACUCUAGUCAUUCACCUGAAUGAUCAAAAUGAUAACGUACCAAUACUGGAGGUGAACAAAGUCAGCAUUUGUGUAGAUAAAGAGCCCACAAUGGUCAACAUCACAGCCAUAGACCUGGACUUUCCUCCAUACGGAUCACCUUUCUACUAUGAGCUUUUAGGAGAUGUUAAGGACAAAUGGAGGGUUGAACCAGCUCAUGGCACAACGGUGAGUCUUGUAAAAGAAAACAAUGUGUUUUCAGGUUAUCACCUCCUCCAGAUCAAAAUAUCAGACCAGCAGGGAUUUUACUCCAUGCAGAACCUGUCGGUCACGGUGUGCGACUGCUCUAUCACUCCCGACUGCCAUGUCAGGAUGGUCUCGCAGGCUCGGAUGGGGCCUGUUGCUGCCUGGAUAGUUGCUCUUGCAGUUCUGAUUCUCACAGCAAUGUGCUUAAUGAGUCUACUAAUCUCCUGCAAGACUUCAAUGAUUGCAAUGAAUGAGGGCCUCGGUCAUCUCAUGACAACAAAUACGGAAAAUCCAGGAACAGACUGCAUGGUGCCUUCCUUUCACAAAACUGGUUCUUCCAGUGUAAACAGCGUAAAUGCGACUACAAAUAUAAACUCAAGCCAGAAGGUGAUGCAUAAUGGACUGCAGGCAGUUUCACAUGCUCCACCGUCAGUCUACAGCGACCAGCUGUUCAACCGCUCGAUAUACAGGAAUUCCACAAGACGUACAUACAGAGGAAAUUUUGAGCGAUCGAGUAUCAGAUCAAGUUUUAGAAGCAUGCAUUCCUACAAACCCAAUGCAUCUUACUUGGGAGAAAACCUAGCCGUUCUCAUCAACCAGAAACUACUUGCUCUCCAUACCCGUGAUGAGGAACAUGGUAUUUACAAAUCGCACUGUUAUGCAGAUGAAGGACAACCUAUGGACAAUGAUGAAUUGGAUGCAAUAUCCAUUCAAGAGGAUGGCUUUCAACCAGAGAUGCUCAGAAAUCUGGACAGCAGGUUCAGUCAACUAGCAACAAUUUCCAGACCUGACCUGAUGAGAAGGUGA
This is a messenger RNA of Sinocyclocheilus anshuiensis, 2463 nucleotides long. RefSeq names its product cadherin-like protein 26. Gene Ontology annotation, biological process: cell morphogenesis; homophilic cell-cell adhesion; cell-cell adhesion mediated by cadherin. Gene Ontology annotation, cellular component: adherens junction; catenin complex; plasma membrane. Lineage: Eukaryota; Metazoa; Chordata; Actinopteri; Cypriniformes; Cyprinidae. Bases 1 to 2463 code for a protein of 820 amino acids. Gene Ontology annotation, molecular function: beta-catenin binding; cadherin binding; calcium ion binding. The record is from RefSeq and is a predicted model, not a curated record. The transcript has 17 exons.